UGAUUGUGUAACAAAGACAGAAAAUAGCUAAAAAGAUAAAAGCAUGCAAAAAAGUAUAGUAUUUUAAAUUAAAAUGAGGUAGCAAAAGAAGAAAAUGUGAUAGAGCAUGCACAAUCAAGUAUGAACUCAAUAAAUAAUAGAGUAGCACUCCUGUUUAGACAUUUCAGUCCAUUUAUCUAGAACAUGCUGACAAAGACUUUAAUUUUAUUUUACAAAUUAUUCUUCCUCUUUUCAUUAAUAUUGUUAUUAUUAUUGUUGUUGUUCUGACUCAACAUUAAUCCACAUGAAUCAUUGUUUUUCAGUCAGUUUUAAACGUAACAUAAUAACUUCUAUGUUGAAGUUGUAUGUAGUUAAGCCCACAUUAGUGUUUUGGGGGCCGAUUUAGUCUUUGACAGGAGACAGUAGAGACAGACAGGACAUGAGGACAGACAGAGAUGGGGAUAACAUGUAACUAAGGUACCUGGAACAUUUUCACGCUAAAAUGUUGAUUUAUUCCAAAAUAAUGUCAGCAAUAAAAAAUGGACAAUCUGUCCACAAAAGCUAAAGUAUGCAGAUGGUUCAUCACGUGGUCAUGUGAACCUCCUCAUCCAAAAUCAGAGGGCAGAGGGGCGUUCAGCAAGAAGUGGGGCAUCGAGCACAGAAGACAUCCUAAACUGAAACAACUGGUCCGUGUUCUGUGGCUGCACAUCAGCACGAUAUAUAUUUGCAUACGUCAGCAGAACUUGUUUUACUAUCUGAAACAUCAAAAAUCAUUUGAUUACAUAUUAUUAGCAGGUAAUGUAACAAAUGUUGAGGAACGACAAUAGAAGCUGAACAGAACAUUUUCUGAUCUGAUCUGAUUGGGGGUUUACAAUAGUUUUACUGCAUUUGUGUGAACUUGCACCUCACAGCUUUAGUGAUACCACUGAACAAUGUUAGGUAGAUAUUAAAAAACCUGCUCCCUUUUAAUAACCUGAUCUCUCCAACAACAGGUUUCACUCUGAAGAAUGGAGGAUUUCUACAUUAACAUCACCUCACAGUACAAAAGCUAUAAUCACAGCAACAUCACCUCCCACUAUGAUCAUUAUGAGUAUUACGAAAAAGUUUACUUCAUCACGCGUGUGGUGACAUGCAUAAUCAUUAGUAUCGGUCUUCCUUUGACCCUCGUGGCCAUCUGCGCUCUUUGUUCUCUGGUGCGAAACGAUCAUGUUGUUCCGAUCUACGUCAUCAACCUUCACGUUUCUGACCUCAUUCAGUUCUGCUGCAUGAUCGUUCAGGUGGCAGAAUGGAAAUCCAGAAACUAUUGGACAUCUUUAAUCUUCUAUUAUAUUUACAUCUAUUGUCUGAAUACCAGUGUUUACUUCAUGAUGUGUGUCGCCUUGGAAAGGUAUUUGGUCAUCGCCUGCCCACUGUGGUACCGCUGCAGACGAAGCAUCAAGACCUCUGUGGUGGUCUGUGUGGUGGUCUGGGUCCUUCCUCUUGUCUUUCUCCUCACUCUCUUUUUCUUGGAUAAAACUGAUGAAGUCUCAAAAAUCUCCUUCGCUGUUGUCCUCCUCCUUCCCCUCCCACUGUUCAUAUUCUUCCUGGGUGGGACCCUCAAAGCCCUGUCUGCUUCCAUCUCGGUCUCCUCUGACGAAAAACGACGAAUUGUGAGAACUUUGGUCCUGGUGCUGCUUAUUUACACGCUGCUGUUCCUGCCCGCCAUCAUUUGGUUACUGGCAAAGGGAGCAAGAAAUAACGAUAACUUCAGAAACCUGUAUGUCAUGUUUGAAAAGUUGAGUCCUCUUGCAGACUUAGUUCUGUAUGUUUUCUUGAGGAAAGGGACCACAGACCAGCUUUUGGCCUCUGUGUGCUGUUGCAGAAUGGACAGUAAUGAUGUCAGCAUAUCGACAGUAUGAAUGAUGACAACAUUUACAGUCAGCUUCAUGCAGGCAGAGAAAGAGGGAGAGAGAGGAAGGGGAGAAAACAGGAGGAGAAAUGUGGGAAAAUAGAAAGGAUGGAGACAGACGGAUUCUGCCAUCUACUGAUAUG
Siniperca chuatsi (mandarin fish) is the source of this 2010-nucleotide messenger RNA. Its product is annotated as G-protein coupled receptor 4-like. Gene Ontology annotation, biological process: positive regulation of Rho protein signal transduction; phospholipase C-activating G protein-coupled receptor signaling pathway. Lineage: Eukaryota; Metazoa; Chordata; Actinopteri; Centrarchiformes; Sinipercidae. Gene Ontology annotation, molecular function: G protein-coupled receptor activity. Bases 987 to 1877 code for a protein of 296 amino acids. The record is from RefSeq and is a predicted model, not a curated record. The transcript is spliced from 3 exons. Gene Ontology annotation, cellular component: membrane.